AUUAACCGCAAGUCAUUCAAUCCAUAUCACGCAUCGCACAUUCAUCUCACCAGUACCAAUCGCUAUACCCAAACUCCUACACCAAAACCAUCCAAAAUGGCCACCAUCACAAGAGCAGCCCGCAUCCGCAACCCGGCCCUAUUCAUCUGCGACAUCCAAGAGAAAUUCAGACCUGUGAUCUACGAAUUCUCGAAACUAAUCCCAACAACAACCAAACUCCUCAAAGCAGCCAACACCCUCCAAAUCCCUACCUAUGUCACAACUCAAAACCGGUCCAAACUCGGUGACACAGUCUCCGAACUGCAGCCCCAUCUCUCAUCCCCGAAUGUGAAAGCCGAUAUCGACAAGACCCUGUUCUCUAUGAUUACCCCCGAGAUCGAGGCCAAGUUGCCUAAGGUUUCUGCCGGGGAAACGCCAUUCGAUGCUAUUAUCGUGGGAAUUGAGACGCAUAUCUGUGUUACGCAGACAACGCUGGAUUUGUUGGAGAGAGGUCAUCGGGUUUAUGUUAUAGUGGAUGGCGUGAGUAGUGUUAAUAGUGAGGAGAGGGGUAUUGCCUUGGCGAGGUUGAGGGAUGCUGGGGCGGUGGUGACGAGUAGUGAGAGUGUGUUGUUUGAGGUUUUGGGGGAUGCGGGCCAUGGUGGGUUUAGGACUGUUAGUGGGUUGGUUAAGGAGAUGAAGGAGGAGACGAAGGGGGCUUUGGAGGUUUUUUCGAAGAUUUAGAUUUUCGUCUUUGAGAGAUUUGGCUUGAUUUUUUGUUGGAUUUUGUGGUUAUAAAGUAGGAAAAAGGAUUGGGUGACCUUUUUGAAUUGAGAUGUUUAUGAAGAGUGCUAUA
Aspergillus caelatus is the source of this 832-nucleotide messenger RNA. RefSeq names its product putative isochorismatase family hydrolase. Lineage: Eukaryota; Fungi; Ascomycota; Eurotiomycetes; Eurotiales; Aspergillaceae. The record is from RefSeq and is a predicted model, not a curated record. Bases 97 to 720 code for a protein of 207 amino acids. The transcript has 4 exons.